Molecule: messenger RNA, 519 nt
Organism: Carlito syrichta (Philippine tarsier)
Lineage: Eukaryota; Metazoa; Chordata; Mammalia; Primates; Tarsiidae
Gene: RHEX
Product: chromosome unknown C1orf186 homolog
Exons: 5
Coding region: 1-519 (172 amino acids)
Cellular component (GO): plasma membrane
Source: RefSeq, a predicted model, not a curated record
AUGCUGACUGAAGACAUGAAGCUCUGGCAUGGCUUAGUGAUCGCGGUGGUGUCCCUCUGCCUGCAGGCCUGCUUCCUCACAGUCAUCAGUUACCUGUUCAGCAGGCGCACAGCCCUCCAGAGUGAACAGAUACUGAAGGAAACCAGGCUCCAGGCCUCUGGACCCAGCCCUGCCCACCAUCACCCACCUGCUACCAAGGAGAGGAAGGAAAUGCGGACAGACAGACAUACCUGUGCAUCUAAUUCCCCUUACCGGCAUGACAGUGACAUAUCCUCAGAUAGCUCAGACGGCUCCUGCAGCUCACCUCCUGCCCACCAGGCCACCAAGGAUGUGAAUUACACUCAAGUGGUCUUUUCAGCUCCUGGAGAAAUAAAAGAUGACUCUUCUCUGGACUAUGAGAACUUAAAGGAAGCCACAGAUUAUGUCAAUGUCAACCCAAAAAGCCACAUGCUCAAUGUCUGGACUUUUGUGAACCCUGCUGUCUCUGAGCCAGUGGAAUACAAUCAAGCGGUCAUGUAA